Molecule: messenger RNA, 540 nt
Organism: Anoplophora glabripennis (Asian longhorned beetle)
Lineage: Eukaryota; Metazoa; Arthropoda; Insecta; Coleoptera; Cerambycidae
Product: myosuppressin-like
Exons: 3
Coding region: 119-406 (95 amino acids)
Source: RefSeq, a predicted model, not a curated record
CUGUGCAAUAUUUCUCCCUAGUCCAAGCAAUAUGCAUCCUGUUACUAAGGAAAGUUUACUUUUAGUUCUCGAAUAAACGUACCUUUUACAAAUGUAGCGACUCGACGACUGAACCAAAAUGCAAACCUACACCGUCUUUUCUUUAAUUUUUGGAGUCGUCACCCUCAUUUUAACAUCCUCUAUAUCUAAGGCGUCAGUUAUAAGCUGUCCGCCAAGCUCAUUUCAAGAACAAUCCAACCCCGCUCUGAGACAAUUAUGUUAUGCUAUUGAACAAGCCGUCGACGAAGUAGUGCCACAACAAACACAAUUUCCUGGAAGACUUGAAGAGAGGAACACCAACUUGAACGCUAAGAGACAAGAUGUGGAUCAUGUAUUCUUGCGAUUUGGAAGGAGAUUUGGUUUAUAAACGACUACUGGCUAAACGCUUCACGUUUUUUUUUGCUGUAAAAUAUUUAUAAGAUUCGAUUGUUUGAGCUUUUUAAUGAUUGUUUAUACAAUAUAUAAUUAAAAUAAAUUACUGAAAUGCCAAUAUUUUUUUUU